GCGAUGGCGAUGGGGAUGAGGGUAGGGCUGCGGCUGCCGCAGCCUCUGCUUCUGCCGGCGGCGGGGGGCUCCUCACGGGGCGCUCCCGGCCCUUCCCUUCCCGCCGGGAGCGGCCCCACCGCCGUUCCUGGAGAGGCCCAGGGACUCCGCGGCGGGUCCCCUGAAACGCGGCGAGGCGGCCGUCCAAAGUUACGAAAAACCCAAGGAGGGAAGCAAGAGAAAAAAGUUAUCCAUCCUUACAGCAGAAAAGCUGCGCAGCUUGCAAGGGAAGCACACAAACAGGAGAAGAAAGAAAAGUUGAAGACUGACAAAGCUUUGCGUUUGAGUAUCAUUGGAGAAAAAUUGCAAUGGUUUCAAAGUCACCUUGACCCCAAUAAAAUUGAGUACACAAAGAAGGAAGCUGGCGAACUAAUUGAAAAUUAUAUGUGUCGAUUCAAUGCUGAAUUGGAACAGAUUGAAUUACAAAACAGUAUUAAAGGUAGACAAGGAAGACAGCAUGGUUCACGGGAAACUGUCAUCAAGCAGACCAUAGAACGUGAAAGACAACUCUAUGAAGGCUACGGAAUAGAAAUCCCAGACAUUAUGAACAGAAAGCAUCUUAAAUUUUUCAGAGAAUGGGAUGGUGAUCUGAGGAAACUGCCAAACAUCAAAAUGAAAAAGCUCUCAGCUGGGGAUGCUGCUUGCAGUCACCCUGAGGUGGCAGAUGUGGAAGCUAAAGAAGAAUUGAAUAAAGCAGAAGAGGUGGCCUAAUGAGCACCAGCUGAUUCAGGAGCUGAAACAGCUGAAGGGAAUUCAUUUGUAGUGUAGAAAACACUACGCCUUAUUCUGCAAGGAAGAAACAAUGCUGGCUCUGUCAAACUGGCAUGACCUCAGAUGUCAUUUCUUCAGUUGCCAGCUGAGAGUUUGUACCUGUCUGUGCUACUGGCACCACCACUGCAUCCUUGACAUCCGAGGUCUGAGUGCACGAAGAGUUCUUCUCCUCCAGUUUUUUGGCGGUGUCUGGGCAGUUCUGAACAAAGAUCACUCUGUUGUAGGCUUUCAACCUGCGCCACAGCUGAACAUAAACCUUACACUGCACGUACAUGAAGACCAGGCCCCCUGUGAAUCCAAUGGCCACCACAACGAGUUUUGUCCAAAAUGGCCAUUCAAGGACACCUUUGAAAUAAAACAUUUAUAUUUAUUACCAUUGUUAUACAUUGAAUAUCAAGUACUGAGUUUCAGUAGAAUACUUUGAAAAGAAGCCACUUGCUAAGAAUUCCCAGGUAUGUACACACUAUUGGGGCAGUUGUGGCUCAAGUAGAAAACAGCAGCAAUUUCCUAUCCCAUAGGCCAGCCACGAAACUACAUCUGCCUCCCACUUCUGACUUCACCACAAUUUGGCCAAAUAAGAAAUGGAAGGCCACUCUCACAAAGGAAGCAUAAUGCUUGAUACAGUCAAACCCAAAACAUUUUACUGGUCUUCAAUAAUAUCCCCAUAUUCAAUAGCUUGCUUAAGCAAAAAUACAGGUACCAAAACUGAGAUAACUGCAUACCUAGAAAUAUGCACAUCUUCAAGAACAACUGGUUUUUUAAUCAUGCUAGAAGCAUGACACUGUUUAGGGUACCUGGAACACCAACAUUUACAAUAUUAUUACCUGGUUCUAGCUUCAUCCUGAAGCCACACUAUAGUAAAAAAAGCUAGUGGAAAGGGCUCUUAUCUCCUGUAUCACCUGCCUUCAUUGGUCUCUUUUUCCUGCUGUCUGUGCAAACCCCCUGAACACACCUGUAUCAAAAAGCAGAACUUGCAUUCCUAUGUACUAAAAAAGUAAUUUUACAGUUUUUGGUGUAUCUGUUCUUACUUUUCUCAUUGCAUUGAUCAAUCACAUAUUGACAUUUACAGAAAAAUAUAUGGCUGCUAACACAAAGCUAGAAAUGAGAGCAUUUUAACUUGAUUAUGAUAUGAAUAAUGUUAAAAUUAUUUGCUUUGGCCUAAAUGUUGUCUUAAGAUUUUAACACAAUAAAUUAAUGUUGUAUUAAGAA
Messenger RNA from Harpia harpyja (harpy eagle), 2019 nucleotides. RefSeq names its product translation machinery associated 16 homolog (gene TMA16). Gene Ontology annotation, cellular component: nucleus. NCBI's taxonomy places the organism in Eukaryota, Metazoa, Chordata, Aves, Accipitriformes, Accipitridae. The record is from RefSeq and is a predicted model, not a curated record. The transcript is spliced from 8 exons. Bases 4 to 750 code for a protein of 248 amino acids.